AGACUGGACAGGGUUUUCCGUAUUCCGGACUGGACAGGUUUUUCCGAAAACCCUACAGACUCCUAGAGUUUGCACACAGCCAGAAAAUUACCUUGGCCAAUACACACCACCGCCACAAACUGUCAAGAUGUGCUACGUGGCACUCACCCAAUUGAGAGGUACACAAUCAGAUUGACUUUUUCCUUGCACCACGUCGUUUCAAAUUAAGCAUCAACAUGGCUAAAACAAGGACAUUUUCAGGAGAGGACAUCGGUAGCGACCAUGACAUGGUUCUACUGAAUUUCAAGCUUAAGUUAAGAAGUCAGAAGAAACAGAAGAACCUCGGAUCCGUUACGACCUGAGAAAGCUACAAGACCCAUUCAUAGCUGCAGACUUCAAAGCCCAACUUGGCGGCAGGUUUGCAGCACUUAACCAGUACUUCAUGAAGACAUCGAUACCCUCACUGAAAACAUCAAGGAAGCAAUGCAUGAAACUGCUGCAAAGUACUCUCCAAGCAGAGGUUGGUGGGAAAAAUCGUGACCUAUUCCUAUCAUAUUUUUUUUGACCGGCCUUCCCACCAACCUCUGCUGGGGAACGGAGGCUCAAAGCUAAUUAGCAGCUAAUCGCUAUCCUAUCAAACUCCACUUACCACUACUGGCAACCUCACUUGGCGUGUAGAUGUGAAUUACGCCCUCCCGACCAUGGAAGCCAAAAUCCCGACUUCCUGGUUGCGACAUGGCCCGGCGAUUUUCCGUUACUUGUCAACUUCAGGUCAGCUCAGUUUGAAUGUCUAACGGACGACUACUAACAUGGAGGAAAGAGUAAAGCGAGUUUUUAACGAUUUCUGGGGCUUUGAAGUCAGCAAAGACCAGCUGACGGCCGUGUUGGCAGUUUUAGAAGCCAAGGACGUCUUCGUGGGAAUGGCUACGAAGUCUCUAUGCUUUCAGUGCGUGCCGCUGUGCUUGACUGAACCAAAAGUUGUUGUGGUUGUAUCACCGCUACGAGCGCUCGUUAGUGACCAGAUCCACCGUUUCCAGACAGCUACUGGUUACAAAGCUAUCCAUUUGAAAAGCAUGGAAGAGAUCAAGCGGUACAUGGAAAACCCUGACAAAGAUGUUCGUCUGGUUUUCAUGGCACCUGAGGAGCUUACCUCACCAGUGGGGAAAACCCUGAUGCAGAAUCCUCCACUUCCCAUAGCGCUGGUGGCUGUUGACGUUAGGCACACACUAUUCCAGAGUGGGGAACAGACUUCAGGACAGCCUUCCAGAACAUUGGAUCUCUGUGGGCUGGAUUGCCAGGAACACCAUUCAUGGCUUUGACAGCUACAGCCACCGCUUCAAAAGGCAGUCCUGAAAUCACUCCACAUGAGUGACCCCAGGAACCCAACUAAAGUUCCGACCAUCAUCAAGGGGAGCCUAGACAGAAAGAACAUCUUUCUGGUCCCGAAGAAAAUCUACAGCAUAAAGGAGGACCUUGGCCCUCUGAUCCACAUGAUCGAGAAAGCUGAGGAUGCAGCCAGCAUAGAAAAACACAUUGUCUAUGCUGGUAAGAAACAAAAGUGUAUAGAUAUAUGGGAACUCUUAACCGCAGCAUGCAAGUCCACCACCCGAGGAACCGUAAGGACGUUCCAUGCGGACAUGUCACGAAAGGCAAAGGAUGACAUUCUGCAGGGCUUCAGGGAUGGGAGAAUACGGAUCAUAGUGGCCACAGUUGCAUUUGGCAUUGGCAUCGAUUUCCCUGAUGUGAAAGGUGUGGUCGCAUACGGAAUGCCAUCCACAAUUGGCCAGCUGUACCAGCAAAUAGGUAGGGCAGGAAGAAGAGGGGACCCCGCCCAUGCAGUCCUAUUCUUCAACAAGGCAGACAACACCACACAUGGUCCAAUGAAAGACAUCUACAAGGCUGACUGCCCAAGGAAGGCAAUUUUGAACCACUUGGGACAGGAGGCGCCAGAUCUGCAUGAAAGGUGCUGCUCUGUGCACAACACUGAAGAUCAGGACUGCAUAUUUACAGCAGAUACGAGUGAGGGCACAGAAAACAACACAAAGAGAAGGCGACCCCGACCCAAGCGGAGACAGGACACAGACAAUGAAGACAGACUAGAAGCAGAGCUGCUAAUGCUUCGUGAUGAAUGGUGUGAACAACGUCCAGAACUCUUGUUGAUUGGACCAUGCGGGAUCAUGUCUGAUGAUACAGUAGAAAGAAUUAAGACCGACUGUCACACUAUUCAUACAUCUGAGGACCUUAAAAUGGUCAAAUGCAUUACAGGAAUGUCAGAACAUUAUCUCUAAACAAUCAUAGCAACAAUUGACAGACUCAUC
This is a messenger RNA of Branchiostoma floridae (Florida lancelet), 2297 nucleotides long. Its product is annotated as ATP-dependent DNA helicase RecQ-like. Lineage: Eukaryota; Metazoa; Chordata; Leptocardii; Amphioxiformes; Branchiostomatidae. The coding region runs from base 1344 to 2267 and encodes 307 amino acids. Gene Ontology annotation, molecular function: 3'-5' DNA helicase activity; four-way junction helicase activity. Gene Ontology annotation, cellular component: nucleoplasm; cytoplasm; nucleus. The transcript is spliced from 7 exons. The record is from RefSeq and is a predicted model, not a curated record. Gene Ontology annotation, biological process: telomere maintenance; double-strand break repair via homologous recombination.